Messenger RNA from Colletotrichum acutatum, 1311 nucleotides. RefSeq names its product kelch repeat protein. The transcript is spliced from 2 exons. Bases 276 to 1289 code for a protein of 337 amino acids. The record is from RefSeq and is a predicted model, not a curated record. NCBI's taxonomy places the organism in Eukaryota, Fungi, Ascomycota, Sordariomycetes, Glomerellales, Glomerellaceae. Gene Ontology annotation, molecular function: protein binding.
CAUCCCUGCUUGCCAAACCAUCGUGCGUCCGACAUCUUCAGCGACACGUUCUCAAUGAUCAAGAAAUAGAGCAAUGCCUCACAUCGUUGGUCAGACGGCGUGGUGGAGCGCUCGGCUUGGGACUGGUCUGGGGUGAAGCUGCUUAUCAGAUCGAGACAUGACGGAUCUGAAGACAGGGGCAUCCAACUAUAAGUACAGCUGCUGUCUGCAAGUACACUUCAUUCACUCGCCAAUUCAAACCAAUAAGUCCUCUCAAAUCUUCACUACUCGCGAAAAUGGCCAAACUCUCUGCUACUUGGAUUCGGAUCGCUUCGAGCAAUCGUCUCAGGCGUUCAUCGCAAGCAGUCUCGGCAAUCGGGAACCAAGCGUUCGUCUUUGGUGGUGAACUCCUCCCCCGAGAGCCUGUAGACAACCAACUCGAUGUUGUCGAACUCCUGUCCGAGAAAGGCUCGGCUUCCGCCAAGACCAUCUCCACCGACACCGAAACCCCAUCUCCAAGAGUCGGAGCCCCUAGCACAGUGCUGAAAGAUGCCUUCUACCUCUUCUCCGGCCGCGGCGGAAUCGCCAUGGAGCCUGUCGAGGAAUCUGGCAGCGUCUGGCGAUACACCCCCACCCAAGCUCGGUGGGAUCUACUCAAGCCGACCGACGCAACGGCACCACACCCAGCCGGGCGCAGCUACCACUGUACUGCCUCGGACGGUAACACGACCAUCUACAUCCACGCAGGAUGCCCAGAGAAAGGCCGCCUCGCCGAUCUAUGGUCCUUCAACAUCGAGUCAAAGACGUGGAAGGAGCUCGCGGCAGCGCCUCCCCCAGCACGCGGCGGCGCGUCCAUCGCCUUUUCUGGAGGUAAGUUAUACCGUAUCAAUGGCUUUGAUGGCACUUCCGAGCAAGGCGGUUCUCUCGAUGUGUACGAUCCCGCUUCCGCUGCGUGGUCCACGAUUACCUAUAACCCGGACGGUGUCGAGGGCCCCGAAGCGCGAAGUGUAUCGGCUCUCGUCGCGGUUGAAGUAAGCCGUAAGCCGCAUCUUGUGACGCUGUUCGGCGAGCGUGAUCCUAGUUCGUUGGGCCACGCUGGUGCUGGGAAGAUGCUAUCGGACGUGUGGGCUUUCGAUAUUGAGGCCGGGAAGUGGGAGAAGGUCUUGUUCGAGGGGGGUGCGCCGCCGCCGAGGGGCUGGUUUGAUGCGGACGUGGUGGUUGAUGGGGGCAAGCAGGCUGUGGUUGUACAUGGAGGUCUUGCUGAAGAUAACUCGAGGCUGGGAGACAUCUGGAGACUCGACUUCAUCUAGAAUGUAGCAUCUUGAUGGCCAG